GAACACACAACUGCACACUUACUUCUGCUUCCCCUGAGCUGCUUUGAUUUCACUCCAUUAAACUCCAUUUAGACGCGAGUAUCUGCCCUGACAGUCCCACACAGGCUUCCGGGCGUAUCACAUCAAGAGGCUCAGCUACUUUUCUGCGACUUCGAUGUCGUAUUUGGUGUUAAACCAACAAGAAGCAUCUGCAGACAGAUGAACCAAGGAGACAUCAAACCAUGAUGGAGGAGUCGGCUUGCUUCUUCAUAGGCUGAUAAACUCAGAGGACCCAGCAGAAAGUGUUUGAGAAAAAUGUCCAUAAAGGUGGCUUCAGCGUGCUGGAAAAUGAAGAAUACAAAGUGAUGGAGCUCCAAGAGGAAAGCUCUACGGAUGAGCGGAACCCGGCAGAUCUCGACCGAGGACUUCUUCACGUCUGGCGUCCAGCAGGAUGCAGCGAGCAGCUCUCCCCAGAGAGAGUGCUGCUGUCCAGGCCAGUUGUGCAGGUUUCCCUGGGAGAACAUCACGGCCUCAUUUUGCUACAAGGUGGUUCUGUGUUCUCAUUUGGAGACCUGUUAUGGCGAGACCUGAAGGUCCCGGUGUCUGCUCCCGUGCUGGAAGUCUCUCUGCAGGGCAAGGCAGUGGUCCGUGUGGCUUCUGGAGGCUUCCACUGCGGAGCAGUGAGCGAGCAGGGCCACGUCUACAUGUGGGGGGAGAAUACAGCAGGACAGUGCGGCCUGGCGGAGAAAGGAACGGUCACCAAUAUCUCAGUCCCAGAGCCCAGCCCAGUGAGCGUGCUGGACAGUGAUGCGGUUCCCCCAGCGGCGGUGCGGGUCGUGGAUCUGGCCUGUGGACGGGAGCACAGCCUGGCUCUGUCGGUCCAGAACGAGCUGUGGGCCUGGGGCAGCGGCUGCCAGCUCGGCCUGGUCACCAACACCUUCCCUGUUUGGAAACCACAGAAGGUUGAGCAUUUGGCAGGCAGACAUGUGAUUCAGGUGGCUUGUGGUGCGUACCACAGCCUGGCUCUUGUUCGCACUCUGCCACCCCAGGACUACAAUACCCAGAAUCCCCCUAAAAUGAGUGAGCGGGGUCCGUCGCCUCACUGCCCUGUGAUAGACAGGGAUGAGCUGUCGACGGGCGACGACGCUCACUACUGUCCGCUCGGCGUGGAGCUGACUGAAGCCGUCAUGAGAGGCGAGGUUUGUCCCAGAAGACGACGCCCGAGACAAAGGCUCCAUCCGGGAGCAAUGUCAUCUGGCAGCAGCAGCGACUCUAGAGCCAGUUCAUGCUCUUUUUUUGAGGACAGCCUAUCUAAAUCUAAACAGAGCUUCCAUGUUCCAGUCGUUGGGAGACUCGAGCGGAACCCUGGCUCUGUAUCCCGGACCGACGGCAGCCCUAAAGCCCCGGCAUCGGACUGGAGAGACGGCAAGAACUCAUCCUUCCCUGACGGGCUGGAGCUGCAGAACCUGCUGGAGAAUCUGUCCGGUCAGUCGCUGGAGACGCAGCACACCGCAGCCACCAGAGACACAGACUCACUGAGCAGCCAGGCUUCAGACGACAGCUGUCUUUCCUCAACUCCCUCGAUGGAUCUACUGACUUCCAGUUACAAAGACGACUCAGCAUGUAAGAGACCAACCAACAGGAAUAGUGGACUGGCCGGCCCGUACUCCUCUUCCCCCGUGUGUUUGGAAGAAGUUCGUCUUUGUCUGGAGAAGGAGAAGCAGACCCUGCAGGGCCAGAAGAGCUCGAGUCUCACGAAUAUACACCAGAAGGGGAACUCAGCGGCGAGCAGGAGAUGCUCACUUCCUGGAACCCCCACCCACGGUUCUCCUCAGAGGCGUCGCCUGUGCGCCUGCAGGCGGCUCUCUGCAGGUCGAGCUCAAGCUGGAGUCCCAGAGGAGGCAGGAGACGGGCUGCCGUCCCUGGAGACGGAGGUCUGGAGCUGGGGUCGAGGAUCUGAGGGCCAGCUUGGUCAUGGAGACCAGCUCGCCAGACUCCAGCCUCUGUGCGUCAAGUCUCUGACGGGGCACGAAGUGAUCAAAGUGGCCGCAGGCUCGCACCACUCGCUGGCUCUCACUGCUCAGUGUCAGGUGUACUCGUGGGGAAGUAACAUGUGUGGACAGCUUGGCCAUGUCAACAGUCCUGUCACCGUGCCGCAACAGGCCAAGCUGUCCGAGGGUCUCGGUGUCUGGGACCUGUCGGCCGGUCAGAGCCACUCCCUUCUCCUGGCCGAUGGUGACUGUGUGCAGCCCGUUCUGCUGUACUGCGGUCAGCAGUUAGAGCCGCUGUCGUCGCAGAGCGAGCACAGCCGAAGCUCCUGCCAGAGGUCUCCCAUCAGUGCAGGGAGUUACACCGUCAGACCCGCGCUGCUGCCCUUCUGCGUCGAGAUGGGUUACAUCAGCAGUGUGUGCAGCGGUGGUCAGAUAUGUGCAGUACUGGCAGAUCACAACGUGAUGGGGUUUAUCUCGGCCAUCCAUGAGCUGGGCUCCAGAGAGAGACAGUUCUACUGCUGGUUGAGCGACGUCAGGAAGCUCCUCCUCACGCCGCUGCGCAACAGAGAGAGCAUGUGUCCGGCGUUGCGUGAACCGUGCAGCCAUCUCUUCUUCUCACUUUGCGAGAGUUUUGCUCACCUGACCACUCUGGUUGGUCGCCAUGCCGCAUCACUUAACUACUUCCUGCAAGACGCUCGUGCCCGGGAUGUCACAUCCCUGCCCUUGCUGACACACACAGAACAUUUCCUGGACACGUAUAAAAAGUAUUGUUCUGCAGUCGGCGACUUCCAAGUGAUGGGUGGAUUCCAGUCGCUUCAUAAACUCUCACUUGAGUUCUUGUCCGGCCAGCAGGCCGCGCUCUCCCAGCUGCGUGCGUCACACCAGUCCGUGAGCGGGGACAUUGAUCUGGUGUCGCUGUUGUACUGGCCCCUGCAGCAGCUCCACCACUACAACCGACUGCUGCUCAAACUGGAGGCCUGCUACGACGUGUUAACUAUCGAGUAUCAGUUGCUCCAUCAGGGUUGUAGUCAGUAUGAGGCUCUGUCUCUCUCUCUGCUGAAAAAGAAGAAGGAGGCAGAAGCCACCUUCCUCUUCUGGAAAACCCACUCUGGCAAAGCUACCGAGGUCCUGCGCCUCUCGCAGCGGCGCGUGGUGUGUGAAAGCAGCAACAGAUCUCUGACUCCACAGAACGCUGGCCGGUUCUCCAAUCACUGGUUCAUACUGUUCAACGAUGUGCUGGUUCACACACAGGGUACCAUUCCCUCUCAAAGCUUCUUCUCCACACAUCACGUCUAUCCUCUGACCUGUUUGUGGGUGAGACCGGUUUCCGAAGACGGCAGCGGCCUCUACGCCAUCAAAAUAACUUGUCCAGAGGAGAGUUUCACCCUGGUGGCCUCAACGCCACAAGAAAAGAACAAGUGGCUCCGAUCUCUUAACCAGGCGGUGGAUCAGGUGCUGGGUGGUGGAGGUCAGGGGUCGUCACCGGGGCUGACGGCAAUGUCGCGCACGGCCUCCUACGCCUUCACCGCAGAUGAGCGAUACAAAGACGCUCUGUAUACUGGAAGCUGGCUGGCAGGACGGGUUCAUGGCAGAGGAACCAUGAAGUGGCCAGAUGGACGGAUGUACAAGGGAAACUUUAAGAAUGGGUUGGAGGAUGGUUAUGGAGAAUAUUUGAUGCCCAACAAAGAGUUGAACAAGACGGACAGCUACCAGGGACAGUGGAGAGACGGGAAGAUCCAUGGAUUUGGCAAGUACAAGUACGCCAGCGGUGAGGUGUACGAGGGCUGUUUCUGCGACGGGCAGCGCCAUGGUUACGGCAUGCUGAGCUCUGGUAAACUGGGCAGGGCUUCCUCCAGCAUCUUCAUCGGCCACUGGGUUCAUGACAAGAAGACAGGAUACGGAGUCUACGACGACAUCACCAGAGGAGAGAAGUACAUGGGGCAGUGGCUGGACGACCAGCGGCACGGCAGCGGCGCCGUCGUCACUCAGUACGGUGUGUACUAUGAGGGGAUAUUCAAAGAAAACAAGAUGAAUGGUCCGGGCUUGUUGGUGUCGGAGGAUGACACAGUUUUUCAUGGCGAGUUUUCUGACGACUGGACUGUCAACGGAAAGGGGGUUCUGACGCUGGUGAACGGGGACAGCCUGGACGGCGUGUUCAGCGGAGAGUGGAGCUCGGGCCUGAAGGUGGUGGGAACGUACACCAAACCAGCGUUUGAUGGAUGUGAAAGCAAAGAGAGAAACAUACUGCAGUUGGGUCAGUACGUGGUUCCUGCGGCUCAGAGGUGGAUCUGCGUGUUCGAUGAGUGCUGGAGUCGACUGGGCUGCGAUGCCGCCGGGAGAGGGGAGAGGACCACAGCCUGGGAGAACAUCGCUGUUACCAUAACAACAGCGCGACGACAGAGUCCAGACCUCAGCAAGUCUCACAGCAAAGUUCUGGAGAGUUUGGAGUUUAUUCCUCAGUAUCACGAACCCGUCACCACUGCAAACUACGACAACGUCAGAAGAUACCUCACUAAGGCGUGCGAGACUCCUCACCACCCUCUCGGCUGGCUGGUGGAAACGCUGGUGACGGCCUACAGGAUGACUUACGUUGGUGUGGGAUCAAACCGCCGGCUCCUCCGGCAGGCUGUCCAGGAGCUGCUGGCCUACCUCACACACUUCUACAGCAUCGUCAGGUUUCUGUUUCCAGGGUUACCAGAGGAUGGAAACGUCAUCCCAGCACCAGCUGCCUCUAAUAGUAGACGCAACUCUGACAGAACAGAGCAAUGUGUUGUGGUGGUGAGCUGCUCCUCCCUGCUGCUCCCUCUGCUGCUCCCGCGGCUCUACCCCCCGCUCUUCACCCUGUACUGUCUGGAGGAGGAGCAGGAGGAGGCCGACUACUGGGAUCGCAUCCUCCGACUCAACAAGCAGCCCGACCAGUCUCUGCUCAGCUUCCUGGGAGUGCAGGAGAAGUUCUGGCCUCACUGGAUGUCAAUUCUGGGCGAGAAAAAGCAGAUCGUGUCCAGCAGCAAGGACGCCUGCUUCAUUUCUGCCGUGGAGACUCUCCAACAGAUCAGCACCACAUUCACUCCAUCAGACAAACUUGUGGUCAUUCAGAAGACAUUCGAGGAGCUGACGCUGGAGGUGAAGCCCCUGCUGAACGGUGACUUCCUGUGGUGCAUGGAUGACCUGUUCCCUCUCUUCCUGUACGUGGUGCUCAGAGCCAGGAUCAGGAAUCUGGGAGCUGAGGUCUGUCUGAUAGAAGACUUGAUGGAUCCCAACAUUCAGCACGGAGAGAUGGGAAUGAUGUUCACAACACUGAAGGCCUGCUACAUCCAGAUCCAGCAGGAGUCCACCACGUAGGAGCAGACAGGUCCCGGGAAGUAGCUGUGGAAACAGAAACCUGUCGUUUCCUGGUGUUGAACUGGUGGAAGCUGCAGCGAGGCUGCACUGACACCGAGCAGGAGGAGGGAGUGCACUUCCUUCAUCUUCUGUUGCAGACGGGAUCAGGAGGUUUGACACGUCUCUCCUGGUUUGUUGUUACACCCGUCUCUGCUCCCGUCAGGUCAACUUAUCGCCCUCUUGUGGACAAGUUGGUGGAGCUAAUUUAUCAUGUUUGUACAUGUGUUAUAUGUGAGUUGGGAUUGUUAAUAUGCAUCAAAAGUAUUUAAUUCAUAUUUUCUCAGAGGUGUAACAGUCAUUUUCAUGACUUUAAAGUGUUUUUUAUGUCCUAGUGUUUUUCUGUAGAGUAAUUCGUCAGGCUCUACCGAGUGGUGUAACGUAGAUGUAAUUAAUACAUGUUCCUCGUUCAUCUGCUUUCAAUGAAAACUUGUGAACAUUUCAGGCAAAGAGAAACCACUGCAUCACUGACAAAGUCUGACACUUGACCGCAUUUAAAGGGAAAUCAAGGCACUAAUCACUAAAAUAUUAAAUAUGAUUAUUUUAUUUAACUUCCAAGCACUCCUCAAAGGGAACUUUUUAAGGCCUACAAGCUGCACAUAUUGUUAAAAACAGCAAAACUAACCAGGUCAUAUAACCACAAACCUUUUCUUGAGAGUUGAUUAUAAUAUAUAACUGUAAGCUGAACAAACUAAGUGUGUGCUACUGUUGAUACUUCUAUACAGAGACAGCUGUGGAUAAUGAAAAGGGAUCAAUCCUUUAUACUUCUUACAGUUUGUUAUUCAGAGUACAUUUGUGCAGAUAUUAUGUCUUAUGUUUAGAAAUCAGAAAUGUCCUCACACCCUGCAGUUUUUGAGCGCAACCAUUGGAUGGACGUAGUUUGUCCAAAAGAGACACUAAAAUAUUGUAAUCCAACAGUGGAGCUGAUCUCAGGUUUGGACCUCUGAUAUUCAGAACCAGUAACGCGAGAGAAACAACUCUGUUUGAAUAAAAAAAAAGAGUGAAUAGUGAUCAGGUCAUCUCUAGAAGGAAAAAUGAAUUUAUCUGAUUGUAUUUCAUAGUUAUGUGUGAGAAAAAGCAUGUUGAACAUGUGAAAACAGGAGCACAUAAGUGUUUAAGCAUUUUAGCAUCUUAAAGAGACUCGAACAAAAAAUAUAUAUAUUUUCAGAAUAAAAAUAUCCAAGAACAUGUAAAAGAAAUGUUACCCUAAAAAUGUUGUGGACUGUUGUACAUACCCAAAAACAUGUUCACGUUUCAUGACUGCCAGUGACUAGAGACCAGCGGCUAAACGCUUCAAAUCCGUUGCUGGUUGAAAAGCUGAGACUCUUCAGAUGCUGCAGAUUUAAGGAUGACGUCUGUGACAGUCAGUAAAUAUUAUAAAUGAUACAUUUUCACAUCCAGCUAUUAAGUGAUCUUAGGUGUCCGACUACAACUGCCACUAUUUCAUUUAAAAAAAAAAAAAAAAAAAAAAAAAUAGCUUUUAAAGUAUUUUUCUAACUGAUUUUAUUCAUGAUUAGAAUAUAAUUUGAUACAGACUGAUAUUUUAAAUUAUUCCCAUCAUGUCCCUCAAACUCCCAGACUUUUAUUGAAUCUGCAGUAGCGGAGCUUGAGUGGACCAGAGACAACUGAGAAUCACUGGAACUUGUUUGUUGGUUUCAUCAGAACCAAAGCAGUGUGAUAUCAUCAGAUGAACAUGUGAGGGUUGACGAGCUGGUCAGCAACUUCUCUAAAACCAUCAGCGUUUCUCAACGGGACUUGUCGUUUUUCCCUUCUCAGCUGUGUUUCAUGCCUCACCAUGCCGGCCGAUUCUCAACCUUUCAGGCAUCAAACGAUAUAUAUGAAAUUAAACUCAAAAUAACUACCAAUAAUACUUAAAAUUCAUCCAUCACAAGGAAUAUCUAUCCUCAUAAUUUUGUACCAACAUUCCUAUAUUCUUUAUGGUAUAUAAAUUACAAGCUUUUGAUAUUUAAAGUCUGUGUGGAAGAAGGUUUGCGUGGCUGUAGUCAGCAUGCUGACACAUGUUACACGGCUGCCGUUGUUUGGUAAAUCCACAUUUCUUGAAGGUUUCACAUGUUAAGGAUACUGAAGGUGAUUAUUUUUCUAACCAAGUGUAUUUUUGUAACUUCAUAACUUUAUAGAAAGAUGAUCAUUGCACUGACUGUUUACUUAAAUGGACAAAUGCUUGCAUAAAUGAGAAUAAUUCUAUUAAAAAGACAAUAAAAUUUUUUUGAUUCUGGAAAUGUCUCCUGAUGAAUAUUCUGUUUCUAUUAUUCUUGGAUUCAUGA
Messenger RNA from Cololabis saira (Pacific saury), 7633 nucleotides. RefSeq names its product alsin-like. Gene Ontology annotation, molecular function: guanyl-nucleotide exchange factor activity. The transcript is spliced from 41 exons. Lineage: Eukaryota; Metazoa; Chordata; Actinopteri; Beloniformes; Belonidae. The record is from RefSeq and is a predicted model, not a curated record. Bases 345 to 5312 code for a protein of 1655 amino acids.